AUGGAUUCGGAACCAGUAGAAACAAAAACUAUGCUAUCAAAAAUAACUAAUCACGUAAAAUUUUAUACAUCAGAAGAACUAUUUCUUGAUUAUAUUCGCCAUCAACCUAGAAGUGUCGUGCUCAUUCUUUCUGGAUCAUCUGCAAAAGAUAUUCUAAAUGAAUGUCAUUCAUUACAACAUAUUAACUCAGUUUAUAUCUAUUGUAUGAAUUGUGAUCAUUACACAUCGUUGACGGCUGAAUACAGUAAAAUCAAAGGCAUUCAUAAUAAACUACAAGAUUUAAAAAUAAGUUUGGAAGAGGAAAUUGCUCACUCGACAAUACUAAAUUUUUAUUCAGUAAAACAAAACUAUAAUCGUAAUUUGACUAGAGAAUCAGCUUCAUUCGUUUGGUUUCAAUUAUUACGAAAUAUACUUUUUAAAAUGCCCACUAGGAUCUAUCAUACGGAUGAAGCAAAACAAGAAUUACUCACUCGAUGUCGGAGCUACUAUCGUAGCAAUGAAGUACGAUUAAAGGAAAUUGACAAGUUUAACGAUGAAUAUCAACCAGAAAAUGCGAUUAGAGAAUAUACAAAAGAAGGAUUUCUCUACAUGAUCAUCAAUCAGGCACUGCGUACUGAAGAUAUUGAGCAAUUGUAUGCAUUUCGUUAUUAUAUUGUUGACCUAUGGUUGAAGUUAGUGGAACAAUCAGACAGAUUCAAAACUUCACCUCCGGCUACCACUGAUACCGAUCACACAAUUUUAGUCUAUCGUGGAAUCCAAUCGAAUAAGGAUGAAGUGAAUAAGCUCAAAAUGAUUCUAAAGGACGGUGGUCUGUUCGCGCCAAACGGGUUCUUCUCAACAACUUUAAGGAGAGAUGUAGCUGAACAAUUUGCCGAUAUAUACAAAGAAAGACAAAAUAACAUUAAACCUAAAAUUAUAUAUGAAAUUAAAAUUAAUUUACAAUUGCAAUCAGUUGUUCUAGCUGAUGUAUCGGAGAAUUCUGUCUUUAACGAAGCUGAAAUCUUAAUUGGUGUAGGGGUAACAUUUAAAUUGGAUGAAAUAGAAGAACGACAAAAUGACAGUGGUGCAGAUACCUAUCUGUUAGUUAAAAUGCAUGCAACAGAUGAAGGAGAACAGAUUGCUCGCCGUUAUAUCGAUGAGGAACGGCAAGAAUUUGGUGGUAAAAAUGAAACAAUUGUAUUUGGUCAAUUAUUAAUUAAAAUGGGUGAAUAUCGAAAAGCAAUUGUUUAUUUUAAACGUCUGUUACAGUCAUUAAAUGGAAAGAGUGACAGUAAUGAUAAUAAUGAUGAAAUGCUUGAAAAUUUAUCUUUUUCAUCGAGUGAAGAAGAAAAUAAUCAGCGAGCCAUUAUUUAUUUUUCAAUUGGUGAUGCCUUCUUAUCAGAAGGUGAUUGCGAACGAGCCCUUACAUAUUUACUAGAGUCACGUCGGUACUAUGAAUUACUGAGUAAUAACCAUGGUAUAGCUAACACAUUAGCGCGUUCAGCAAGUGCUUACAUUGCAAAACAACAAUGUGACCGUGCCCUUGACAAUUACAAACAAGCCAUGGAGUUAUAUAGACAAUUACAGCGACAAGAGCUAAAUAUUGCUUUUUGCUAUAACGGUUUAGGUGAUGUUUAUGCAAGUCCAAGUAUAAAAGAUUAUCGAAAAGCAGCAACGUGUUAUAAACGCGCAUAUGACGUACGAAAAGAACUUCUAUCUGAUCUUAAUCCGGAAUUAGCUGUGAGCUAUUAUAACAUGGGUCGACUAUGUUAUUUGCAAGGUGAUAAAGAUCGAGAUGCCUCUAUGUAUUUGUACGAAGCUUUGAAACGAAAAGAAAAGAUUUAUCCACCCUAUCAUCGAUCAAUUGCAUGUAACUUACAUACCAUGAGUAUUGUUUAUCAACGUCAAGGUGAUCAUAUGCGAGCAUUAAAUUGUUUAUACAGAACACUAGAAUGCUACAGACAAACACUGGAAUCGAAUCAUCCAGAUAUUUUAAAGCUGGAAAAGGACAUUGGUGACGCAAUUGCUAUUGCUGGUCGUAAGAUUAAGAAGCCUUGA
Messenger RNA from Didymodactylos carnosus, 2037 nucleotides. Lineage: Eukaryota; Metazoa; Rotifera; Eurotatoria; Philodinida; Philodinidae. The record is from the annotation of a GenBank genome assembly.